Molecule: messenger RNA, 8198 nt
Organism: Cinara cedri
Lineage: Eukaryota; Metazoa; Arthropoda; Insecta; Hemiptera; Aphididae
Source: the annotation of a GenBank genome assembly
AUGGAGAACGGUAGCAAUGGCUUAAAUAAUUUUAGAAAAGUAGCACUAAUCACUGGAAUUACUGGCCAGGUAUAAUAUAUUUUAACUUUACAUUAAAUGUAUAUUUAUUAUAGAUAAUUAUUAUUUUAGGAUGGAUCAUAUCUAGCUGAACUGUUAUUAAACAAAGGAUAUGAUGUUCAUGGAAUUAUACGACGGUCAAGCACAUUUAACACAGGUCGUAUUGAACAUCUUUACUUAGAUCCAAAUUCACAUAUGGAAGGUAAAAUGAAACUCCAUUAUGGUGAUAUGACUGACAGUAGUUGUCUAGUGAAAAUUAUAGGUAUUGUGAAGCCAACAGAAAUAUAUAAUUUGGCUGCUCAAAGUCAUGUAAAAGUAAUGUACUAAUGUAUUGUACUAAUUAUCUGUUUUUCAAUUUGUGUGAUUUUUCAUUAAAAUACAUAUUUGAAUUUUAGAUUUCAUUUGACUUAAGUGAAUAUACUGCUGAAGUAGAUGGAGUUGGAACUCUUAGGUUACUUGAUGCCAUUAGAGCUUGUCAACUAGAAAACAGUGUACGUUUUUAUCAAGCUUCCACAUCUGAACUAUAUGGAAAAGUUGUUGAAAUUCCUCAAAAAGAAACUACUCCAUUUUACCCUAGAUCUCCAUAUGGUAUUGAUUUUAAUACUUGUUAAUAUAUAUAUAUUUGUUUUUGAUAUUAUCCAAAAUUGAAAAAAAAAAAUUACAUAUAUUUUUCUAAAAUACAAGUAAUUUAUUUAUUUUAAAUUCAGUGUGUAGUGAGGACUAUGUUGGUUUUCCUAUAAUUUGUGAUUUUUUUUUUUUUAUUUGUGUGUAUGAAUAACUUUUUUACCAAAAAUCUUGCUUUCAUCAAAAAUGACAAGUUAGCUCUUUUGUAGUAUCUGGAUUUCGUUGGUGCAUAAGAGUGGUCAUUUUUUGAUUUUGUUUUGUUUUUUACAAUAAAUCAUAAUUUUUAUAAUAAUUGUAAAUAAUGGGAAAAAACAGAUAUAUUUACAUCAAUACAAAGUUUAUUAUUUGUGAUGCCAAUUUUUUUUUUAAAAUAACAUGCCUUUUUCAUAGAAUAUUUAUAUUAGCCUUUACUAGAUGUAAUCAAAUUUGCAAAUCUUUUUGGUAAUUUUCAAGUAUUUAUAGGUAUUGACAUUUUCAGAUUUGUUUAGUUUUUAAAUGGUUUUAUUUGAUUAUAAUUGUUUGGUUAAAUAUAAAUACUUGAAAAUUUAAUAAGAGGUUCAUUAUAAAUUGUACUUAAUGGUUAAAUAAAAAAAGUUUUGUUUAAUUUAGUAGUUUUUAUUUAUAUUUAUUUUAGUUUUAAAUUCUGAAAAAAAGUUUUAAACAUAUUUAAUGCUCAGAAUCAUAUUUUAUCAGCAAUUAUUUAUCAUUGUGUACAAAUCUAAUAUAAUUUAAUUAAGUUUAUGUAUCCUACCUUCUUAACCUAUAACAGUGGCACACACAGCAAUAGUAUCAACUAUGUUUUUUCAUUUUUAGCAUGUGCCAAAUUGUAUGCUUAUUGGAUUGUUACAAAUUACCGAGAAGCUUACAAUAUGUAUGCCUGUAAUGGGAUUCUGUUUAAUCACGAAAGUCCAAGAAGAGGUGAAAACUUUGUAACUAGAAAAAUUACCAGAUCAGUGGCAAAAAUAGCCAUUGGAUCCUUAGAUUGUAUACAAUUGGGAAAUUUAGAUUCUAAACGAGACUGGGGCCAUGCCAAAGAUUAUGUUGAAGUUAGCACUAAUUAAAUUUAAAUAUUAUCAAAUUGAAAACGUAUGUUAAAAUGAUUACUUUUUCAUUUUAAGGCAAUGUGGUUAAUGUUACAACAAGAUGUACCUCAAGACUUUGUAAUAGCUACUGGUGAAAUGCACAGUAUUAGAGAAUUUGUAGAAAAAUCAUUCAAACACAUUGGUAAAACAAUUAUUUGGGAAGGAAAAGGAUUAAAUGAAGUGGGUAAAGAAGAAUCUACCAAUAUUGUACGUGUUAGAGUGAAUGCUAAGUAUUUCCGUCCAACUGAAGUUGUAAGUAUAUUGUAAUUUUAACUUUGCAGCAUCAUGCAAAUGCUUUUUUUGUUUAAAUAUUACCUAUAUAUUAUACCUAUAAUAUAAAAUUAUUAACAUUUAUUAAAAAUAUUAAGUAAAAAUGAAGAUGAUUUAUGUUUCUGAAUAAUACAAUAAGGCGGUACUUUAUUAAAAAGACAAUAAUAUUAAUAAAAAGUAGCUGUGACCUUCCAUUUCAAAUACUUUUUUUAAAUAACAAUCAAAUAUCUAUUUUCUGUUCUCUUAAAUAAUAUUUAUUGUAAAGUGUAACUAAAAUACAUAUGAUAAUUUGUUUUUUAUUAGAUUUUGAGUGAAGCAGUUUAUUAGUUUUAUUAUAAUGUAUGAUUAUUUGUUCAUUUAAUUUUUAUGUAUGUAUUGAUAAAUUUUUUACCAGAAAUUUUGCUCUUAUAAAGUGACAAGAUAGCAUUUGUGUAACAACCUGGAUUUAGUUUGUACGUUGGAGAGAUCAUUUUUGGAUUUUCCAAUUAGUUUUUAUAAUAAUUGGGAAAAAAUGGGCAAAUUUACAUCAAUAAAUGUUUCAUUAUUAAUCAAUUUGGUUUUUCUACCACAAAUCUUGUUCUAAAAUUUCAAAAGUCGGAUCUUUUCUCAAGGAAAAUUGUUCACAACAAAAUGUUGUUGAUUCAUUAGAAAGUCAUUUUAUUUUCCUUGUUGUUUUUUUAAUAAUUGGAGGAAAAAAAGGGAAAGUUUACGGUUUAAUUAUUAUUAUUAUUAUUUUUUUUUUUGUUGUAAUUCGAUUAAAAAUAAUUGUAGAAAUUUGAAAUGUUAACAUGAUACUUUUAUUGACCUAUUGAUCUAGACAUGGUACAAUGUUCAAAACAUUCCAUUGAUUUUUGAGUUUUAUAGGUAUUUGACAAUAUUAUUUGUAGGUAUUUAAUAUUUGGUCAAUAUUUUAUAGAUAAAAUUGUUUAACCUUACAGAAAUGCUUGAAAAUUUAAUUACAAGUUUACAAUAAUAAUAAUUGUUCAAUAAGUUACUAUUCUAAUAUUAUUAUAGUUUGUCAAUAUUUGUCAACUUACAUAAUAUUCCAGUAUGUAUAUCUGACUAAACAUCCAUUUUCAAAAUAUUAAAAUAUUAAUUUCCACCAAUUAAGUCUAUACCUGUAAUAAAAUAUGUUAUAUAAUAUAUAUACAUAUAUACAAAUAGGGUGAUUCACUUAUAAUGCUCACCCCGUUUUUUUUGUUAAAUUUUGCAUAUAUUUAAAUUUAAAUUUUUGAAACAUUUUUAAAUGUAAUUAAAGCUGAUAUUUUCGAAUACUUAGAUUUUUCACAAUAUUUAAGGAGUAUUCUGUGAUGAUACCAACUUUGCUUUUUAAAUGAGAACCUUUAUUAAAAAUUCCAUAAAUAGAUGGAGUAUUACUUUAAAUACAUUUUGGGAAGUAGUAGUAGUAAUUAUUUAUGGGGAGAGUAGUGGACUGGUGGUGUACUAAUAAAACGCCGCACGCCGUGCUACCACACAAAUGAUAUUCCACCACUCUCCCACUACCUAAAUUUAAAAGUGGAAUAUCUCGUUAACGGGUUGAUGGAAAUCAAAAAUAUUGACACCAAAAUUUAUUUAAAGUAAUACUCCAUUUAUUUAUGUUGUUUUUAAUUAGGUUCUCAUUUGAAAAAACAAAGUUUUUUACGGGAUCAACACCUUAAAUGUUGUGAAAAAUUCAAAUAUUCGAAAAUAUUGGCUUUUGAUCCAAAAAUCAUAAUUUAAAUAAAUGCAAAGUGUAGUCAAAAAAUAAGGUGAAUCAUCCUGUAUAUACAUAUAUAUAUAUAUAUAUAUUAAUAAAUUAAAGAUAUAAAAAUAGAUUAAAGAUGUACUUACAUAAACAAGAUUAUUAACAAAACUAUUCAUUAUAUCAUAGUACUUUUUAGUAUUUACCAUUAGAGAUUGUAUACGCUUUUAAAUUCUGAACGUAACAAGUAAUGUAUUAGUUUUAAUUUUUGUAUUUUUAUUUUUUCUAUAUGUAAACAACUUUUCUACAAAACAUUUUUUGCUAAUGCAAAUGACCUUUUAUUUGAUGUAUUUCUGAUCUAGUUGGUAGAUGGGAGAUUUUUUGUUUUAUUUUCCAUUUAGUUUUCCUAAUAAUUGGGUAAACUGGGAAAAAAACUUAUAAUAACAGUAAAGUUUACAGCAUUGAUUGCAUUCAUAAUUUGCGAUUUUGUUUGAAUUCAGUUUAAAAUAAUCGUAGAGAUAUACAAUUUUCACUAAAUACUUAUGUUGGCCUAGACAUGGUGAAAUUUUGAAAAUAGUCUUUCGAUUAUUGAUUUACAAAUAUUUGGGAUCUUAUACCUAAUACAGUUAUUUUUUUUAUAAACAUUAUUUUAAGUUUAAAUUUUGAAGAAAAUCAUACAAAUUUUGUAUUUAUAAAUAUAACCACAUUUCUUUGCAUAGAAUUGUAUUUUGUCAAUGGUUUAUUGUUGUUUACAUUUAUAAAUUGAAUAACUUUAACAUUUUUUAAUUAAUUUUAUUUUUCAAUAACUGAAGAUUUUUUUUUUUUGUUAAAACUGAAAAAAGUAUAUGGUAUUGACACUAAAUACUUAAAACUCUUAAAAUAAUUUUCAUUAUUAUUAUUUUUAUUAUUUGAACUCAUCUGGGUGGAGGGCCGAAGAUGUUUUGAUAAUGCUAUAUAAUGAAUGUUAUACUUAAUUAAAAAUAAAAUUAUAUUUUUUGAAUUUAUAAAAAAAAGCGUUGUGCAAUCAUUUGAGCUUUAUUUUAAAACUAUUUUUAAUUUAUUACCCCAACUAAGAAUAAACUUAAGUUUUUCAAGUAGAAACCUUUCUUUUUUGAACAUAAAAUUAAAUAGAGAAUAUUUGUCUAGACAUUUUGGUAUGCAUAAUAUUAAUAUAAGAUAAAUAUAUUUAAAUAUAAGAUUUAGCGUUUAUGAGUUAUAACCAUUUAAUGUUGUUAGUUAAAGGAGUUGGUAAAAGUUAUCAAUUUUUAAUUUUAUAAUAAAUAUGCAAUUUUUUUAGUAAUUUCUAUACUCUUUUUCAAAUAAGAAUACAUCGGGUGACGGACGAAAACCAGUUCACAUUCUAUUAUAAUUACUAAUUUUUGUGGUAGGGGUGUGUGGUUCCGCCUCUGAUAACGAUGCAUGACGUAGUGCAUUUUCAUUUGAAAAAAAGUAAAGAAAAAUAUUCUUUGUUUGAAUAUAUGUUCAAAAGGGUGGUUUCUAUUUGAAAACAAAAGUAUAUACUUAUUUAAGGUAUAUGGGGAUUGGUAAAAAAUUAAAAAUGGUUUUAAAAUAAAGUUUAACUGAUUCUAUAAUGAUUAAAAGAAAACAAAAAAAAAAUCACUUAAAAUCAUCAGUGAUAGUUGUUGGUUUAUAAUGAAAAAAUCAUCCUGUAUGGAUCCUGCAUACCUUUUCUAAAAAGAAAUUGUAUCUUAUUGGUGCAUUAGAGACGUCAUUUUUAGAUUUUCCAAAAGGCUGUUAUAAAUAGGGAAAUUCCAAAAGAAAAUCCUAGGUAAAACAGUAUAUAUUUAUGGCUUCUGUUUUUAUUUUUGUAACUUAUGUUUUCUAUCAGAAAUAUUGCUCUAAUAUUGAAAAAUGACAAGAGAUCGAUUCUGUUAUAUAUAGCCAUUGACGGAAAUAGUAUUUUUUUGUUAUUCAAUGUAGUUUUCACAAUAAUUGAGAAAAACCAAAAAUAAAAUAUAAUUUAAUUAAGAAUAUUCGUAGAGACCUAUUUUCACAGAAAACUUACAUUUGUUUUUUUAUAGACAUGGUAAUAAUUUCAAAACAUUUAGGCCAUUUUUGAGCUAUUUAUAAACAUUUUAAUUUUGUGAGUUUUUAUGCUAUUUUCAAUUGAUAUUUAUGCAUAGAAUUGUUAGACUAAACAGAAAUGCUUGAAAAUUUGAAAGAAGGUCAAUUAUAAGUCGUACUUAGUGGUAAAAAAAAAAAAAAAAUGAUAGUAAUGUAUUAUUUUUUAUUUUAUAACAGUUUUAAAAUAAAAUUUUGACAAAAAUCUUAAAUAUUAUUCAUUUGUACCUAUAUUCAUUGGAAAGUAUUAACUUUUUUAGAUUUUUUUUUUGACAACUUAAGAAACAAGAAGCUCUAAAAAGAUACAUAAAGAAUGAUAAAAAAAGUAAUGGUAAUGUAACAUUUUAGAGCUGCUUAUUUUUUUAAUUGUCCAAAAAUCAAUUUUUGAAAAAGUUAAUACUUUUCAAGAAAAUGUUAAAUGAAUCACUGGGUACAUUUGUUUAUUUAAAUGUACUAUUUUUAUAUUAAGCAAGUGAUGUAUUUAAUUAAAGGGAUAGUUAAGGUAUUUAAUUUAUUUUUCUGCUUUUCGGAUUAAUAGACUAAAUUAUUUUUAUCAUAAUUUGGAGAAAACUUUGUAUGUUUAUUUUAUUUAUUAAUUUUAAGUUUAAUGAAAUAUAUAUAUAUAUAUAUAUUUUUAAACCAUUAUUACAGUAUUAAUAAAUAUUUAAAUUAAUGUAGAAAACUAACUUUCAUUUUUUUUCCUCUUUAUUUUUUUCAAAAACCUUUAGUAAAGUUUUUUUUAAUACAUGUAUUUAUUGCAUUUUUAACAAAUUUGAAUGGUUGAUUACCUCUCAAAUACAUUCCCAUGCUUUAUAAAUUGUAUGUAAAAAUGUUGACAAAUUUAAACCAGUAAAAUGUAUAUAUUUUUAUGUAGAGAUAUAAUUUUCACGUUCUAUAGUAUUUUAUACUUUUAUCUGCAGAGACGUUCUGAUUUAUGUUAUAAUUUUCAAUUUUUUUUUUUAAAUUGUAACAGAAAAAAAUUAAACACUUUAAUCAUCAUUAAAAGCUUUCUUCACUUUGAUCAUAAUGCAAAAAUUAAUUUUAAUGAUUUUAAUAAAAUUUUGUUGUUUUUAUUAAACUUUUAAAAUAGCUAAACUUAACUGAAUUUUGUUGGGAGAAAAAAUAAAAUAUAGAGUAAGACUAACUAAAAUAACUGAAAUAUGUCAUAUUUUAAUUCUAUCAAAUAUUCAUUUUUGUUUUAUAAAUGUUCUAAAAAAGAGUGUAAAAAGAAAUUAUUUUUUUAUCUUGACCUAUGUUGGAUCUAUUUCAAAAGGGGUAAAAAAAUAUGAAAAUAUCUUGUAACAGAAAAAAGCCACAACAGGAUCCUACAUUUUUGUAGUUUUGUUUCUGAAUUCUUUAACACUUAAGCAGGCGCUUAAUGUUCAUAGAGGGGUCUAUCAGAUUCUAUUUGUAAAAAUGCGUAAAACAUGUAUACAAAGUUCACUUUUUUUUUAAAUUCAAAGACAUUAUGAGUUACCAUAUGAUAUAUAAAUAUGGUUAAAAAUUUAAUAAUAAAAGCUAUAUUUUUUUUAUUUAUAUAAAUAUUUGUUAUCAUUGGAUUUGUUUAAGUAAUAAAGGUCUCAGUAAAACGUUUUGAUUUUAAAUUGUUUUAUGAUUAUAUUAUGUUUUAUUAUUAUCAAUGAAUAUUUGUUUGAAUUACUAAUGGCAUUUUAUAUGAAGGGCUAUAACAACGUGGGCAUAGGAUAUAUGAGAUAAAAUUGCAGGAAACUAUAUUAUUGUUUUCCAUGGUAUUAUUCUGUAUUGUUUUUUGUUUUACACUAUGGUAGAUUUUUUCUACAUUACAUGUUUCAAUUUAUAUAAUUGAACAAGAAAAAAUACAUUGUUUGCAAAGGUGUUCAUCUCGUUCAUUGUCUGUCUGGCAUAGUAUAUAGAAUGUUUGUAUUUGGCAUGUGUUUAUUCAAAUAACAUAAUCGUUCGGUUUUCAACAGCACAACAAAUGAAUAUAAAUAUAAUGUAUACUUGUUUAUUAUUCCCCGGCAAUAUAAAAGAACAUUAGCUUUGUUUACAAUUUCUGCAAUGUGGGCCCCCGCUUGUCAUUGUAGAUUAUAUAUUAUAAAAAAUACAUCCGGCGGGCAUAAAAUAACAAAGGCAAUCAUUGCACAAACACAUAAUAAUGUAUUAUAUUGAUUUUGACAACACUUUUGGAUUAUUGCUAUUUAAAAAAAAACUUUCAGGAACUUUUGUUGGGCGAUGCAACCAAAGCAAAAACAGUUCUAGGAUGGGCACCUAAAGUGAAUUUUGAGGUAAACAUUGGGGUUAUGUAAACAAAUGGUACAAUACUUAAAAAUUUUAUUUAAAUAUAUUGUUUGUCUUUCUAGCAACUUGUUCAUGAAAUGAUGGAAGCCGAUUUAGAGCUAAUGAGAAAAAAUCCAUCAGCUUAA